AUGGCGCAGAUGAUCGAGGGCCCUCCCGAGAACUUUAGUAACUACCCAAGACUCCUGGCCCUCUUGGAAGGUGCCACUAUUUGGAUGCCAGGCGACUCCCUCAUUCCGGGAUCAGGAGGUCGGCUUGCUGCCGUGGAGGACCCUAUGAGACGACGGGAUGAGGUCAGCGUGGGAAAGUCAUAG
Molecule: messenger RNA, 183 nt
Organism: Perkinsus marinus ATCC 50983
Lineage: Eukaryota; Perkinsozoa; Perkinsida; Perkinsidae
Exons: 2
Coding region: 1-183 (60 amino acids)
Source: RefSeq, a predicted model, not a curated record